AUGGCUAACAUUGUCCUCAGAAAUCUGCAUUCUUUAGUAACAAAACGCCUUCUUGCAACAUUACCAACGCCUACAUCUGCAUUAUGUUCAUCUUUUACAGUUGAGUACCUGGUGCAGUCAUGCCGGCUUCCUUUAGAAUCUGCAAUCUCAACCUCCAAGAAGCUCCAGAUUGAUAAGAAGCAAACCCAUCGGAUAGAUUCUGUGCUCAAAUUCUUGAAAUCCAACGGAUUUGAUGAUGCCCAAAUCGCCAAAUUGAUCACCAAGCGCCCCACAAUCCUCCAUUACAAGGUACUCAACAAUCUGGAGCCCAAAUUCAACUUUCUCAUUGAAAAUGGCUUUGUGGGUCAGAAUCUGCCAGAGCUCGUUUUAUUGAAUCCAGUCGUUUUGAGUCGGAGUUUGGAUUCUCACAUAAAACCAGCAGUUCAAUUUCUCAAGAAAUUGCUUUCAACCAAUGAUAUGUUGGCGACGGCCAAGCGCUCUUCAAGGCUGUUAAACAUUGAUAGUGAGGGUACAAUUCAACCCAAUGUGGCCCUUUUGCAGAGUGAAGGUGUUCCCCUUGAUGUUUUAACAAAACUGAUAGUGUUUCAGCCAAGGACCAUUAUGCAAAAUGUUGACAGAAUGGCUUAUGUAGUUAGAACAAUAAAAGAUUUGGGCAUUGACCCAACUGAUCCGAUGUUUGUCCGGGCUCUUCGAGUUAUGAUCUCUAUGAAAGAGUCAACAUGGAAAAGGAAAAUUGAAUUUUUUAAGAGUUACGGGUGGUCUGAAGAUGUUGUUCUGUCAGUUUUUAAGCGCCAACCAUUUUGUUUAGCUUGUUCGGAGGAGAAACUUGGGAGAGUCAUGGAUUUCUUUCUGAACACUGUGAAGUUGGAACCGGAGACUAUGAUUGCCAAUCCCAUGCUUCUUAUGCAUGGUUUUGAGAAAACAGUUCUACCAAGGUAUAAUGUUUUCAAGAUUUUGGUUUCUAAGGAGCUGAUUAAUAGGGACAAGAAGAGGCUGUCUUGGUUGAUCACACAAGGUGAGAGGAGAUUUUUGGAUAGUUAUGUUCUUAAGUAUUUGAAUGAAGUCCCAGACCUACUGGAGAUAUACCAUAGUUCUAAGGAAGAGACAAUAGAGAUUCCUUAG
This is a messenger RNA of Prunus armeniaca (apricot), 1122 nucleotides long. Lineage: Eukaryota; Viridiplantae; Streptophyta; Magnoliopsida; Rosales; Rosaceae. The record is from the annotation of a GenBank genome assembly.